Desarmillaria tabescens is the source of this 1482-nucleotide messenger RNA. RefSeq lists its product as uncharacterized. The record is from RefSeq and is a predicted model, not a curated record. Lineage: Eukaryota; Fungi; Basidiomycota; Agaricomycetes; Agaricales; Physalacriaceae. Bases 1 to 1482 code for a protein of 493 amino acids. The transcript has 5 exons.
AUGUGGUCGCUAGCGGACUGGAUUCACCAACGGCUCGAGGGUGUCCUAUUCCAACCGGUGGCUCAUGUCUUAUUUUGGAUCGGUAAACAGAUGCAACGUCAUCUCGCCCUCAACUCGACUUGGUGUAAUCUUCUCCCUUCUUCCUCCACUGCAAAUAUGCAGAAUAAUCAUGAGGUUCUAUUCGAAUGGCCUCAUACCGAAGCAACAAUGGUCGUCGUCUAUUCCAUCUCGCCAAGGAUAGUACUGGAUUCAAGGGCAGCACAGCAGAUCCCAUGGGACGAAAAAAUCGCGUACAAAUUCAUCGUGGACGGGCAAUGGACGAUCGCCCCUAGUCAGCCCACGGAGACCGAUUCAUCUGGAAACGUCAACAAUAUAUAUAUCGCCCCCUCAAAGCCUUCACCCCCUACCAUGGACUCGACCUCGCCUGCAGAAACUUUGGACUCAUCUAUCGCCAAGACCACAGAGAAGCCUGCAGCAAACGGCGAUACUCCCGCCGUCUCUGAUAAGCAGGAAACGGAGGCGUCGAGUGGAGGCGUUUCUCAGGUGGUUUCAGAUAUGGCGACUGCUGCUACAGUGGGGACGGCUGCCGGGCUGGGUUAUGUCGCGUCGGGUGUAGGAGCAGCUGUGCAGAGCGUUGUUGGUGUCGACCCAACUGAUACGGAAAAGCGCCUGCUCCCGAACCCACUUCCAAAGCCGUAUCAGAACCAACACCAGAACCUCCUACCCCUAGCCGUCCCAGAGAUGCCAGCAACCGAGGUGGAACCUGCUGCCCCAGUCGUCUCAGAGCCAGUUACAGAGCCAACCCCGGCGCCCUCCGCUGAACCGGUUCCCCCAGUCGAAGAACAAGCAAAGGUUAAUCCAGAACCGAUCUCAGAGCCUACCCCAGUGCCCCUCGCGGAGCCUGUUCCGGCGUCAAUGCAGCAGAGCACAACGAGUCGCCGCCUCCUUCAGCAGAAACGAAAGAAGAGGCUUCAACUCACAGUCCUUCCUCGUUCACCCCCGCUCCUGGCUGCCCCUAGCGAACCUGCCCCAGCUGAGCCUGCCGCUGAAAUACCACCUGCCCCAGCGCCCAAGACUGAGCCGGCAUCUGUCCCAGCUCCCCAGACUGAGCCGCCCACAGUCCCAGAGUCCACACCCGCUCCUGCUGAACCGGCUGUGGCGCCGACUUCAUCUGAUGUCAUCAUUGGAGAUGUGAAAUCUGCAAAUCACGUAGCAUCAGAGAAGCCACCGACCAACGGUCCCGCAGAUAAGCCCUUAUCUCAGCCCGAACCUGCACCCGUAACGCCUCCCCCAAGUGCACCUUCCACGCCCAAAAAGAAAGAGGCGUUCCCCUCGACAGAGUCCCCAUCCAACUCUCCCUCCUCAUCCUCCAAGUUUGGCACUUCUGGUUCUGCCCGUAAGAAGCGGAGCUCCAUCUUUGGCAAGAUAAACAUCAAGCACAUGUUCAGUCCUAGCAAAGAUAAAGACAAGGAGAAGAAAUGA